Molecule: messenger RNA, 1021 nt
Organism: Sphaerodactylus townsendi
Lineage: Eukaryota; Metazoa; Chordata; Lepidosauria; Squamata; Sphaerodactylidae
Gene: FKBP1B
Product: FKBP prolyl isomerase 1B
Exons: 4
Coding region: 121-447 (108 amino acids)
Biological process (GO): regulation of cardiac muscle contraction by regulation of the release of sequestered calcium ion
Cellular component (GO): sarcoplasmic reticulum membrane
Molecular function (GO): peptidyl-prolyl cis-trans isomerase activity
Source: RefSeq, a predicted model, not a curated record
GCGGGGAGAUGCCUCCGCCGGAGGGUCUGGCUGAGCCGGGACUGAGGCAGGCAGAGUCCUUGCAAGGCGCAGGUGGACGGGGAGGGAGCGCGCCCCGGCGGGAGUGCUGCUGCGGAGGCCAUGGGUGUGGACGUGGAGACCAUCUCGCCAGGCGACGGAAGGACAUUUCCAAAGAAAGGUCAGACGUGUGUGGUACAUUAUACAGGGAUGUUACAGAACGGAAAGAAGUUUGAUUCUUCCCGUGACCGAAACAAGCCUUUCAAGUUCAAGAUCGGCAGGCAAGAAGUCAUUAAGGGCUUCGAAGAAGGAGCUGCACAGAUGAGCCUGGGACAACGAGCAAAACUGACUUGCACACCUGACAUGGCAUAUGGAGCCACAGGUCAUCCUGGAGUUAUCCCCCCAAAUGCUACUCUCAUUUUUGAUGUGGAGCUACUUAGGAUAGAGUAACUCAGAGCAACUGACUGAAGACACCUGUCAAUAACGUCCCAUUCUCUUCCCCCUUUCCUUCAAUGGGGAACAUCUCCACUGGAAUUUCUGCCACUCCCGCAGUCAUACCAACAAUGCCUCUAUUUGAGGUUGUUUUCUCACUUUCUUAAUUUUUUUAAAGAAUGUUGUUGGUGUAUGUAUUUGUCCUUGUUUAGAUGCCUUAUUUUUGCUGUGGAGACAGAAAAAAACGACGUAACAUUCUUAAGUUGUAAAUUUUGUUUUAAUUUGCAUGUGAAACUUCAGAAUUGUGAUUGGAACUAUAUAUAAACACACUCAUGACUAUUAAUGUAUAAAGAAAUUACUUAUUGAAAAACCGCUGCCUUACUAUAUACGUUAAAAAAAAAAUAAAGGAACACAAACACGGGGUGCUCAGAAAUCAAGUGUACAGGUUGUACAUGAAUGGGCAUUAGCCAAACCAAGUUACCUGCGCUGCCACUUUUUCUCAACUUGUAUGUUCUGCUUGCUGCUGUUUUAAAUAAAACAUCUCAGAUGGAAAAAAAAUUCCAAGAAGAACAAUAAAAAUCUUGAUACUUUA